Messenger RNA from Cylas formicarius (sweet potato weevil), 9135 nucleotides. RefSeq names its product zinc finger protein 629-like. Lineage: Eukaryota; Metazoa; Arthropoda; Insecta; Coleoptera; Brentidae. Gene Ontology annotation, cellular component: nucleus. Gene Ontology annotation, molecular function: protein binding. The record is from RefSeq and is a predicted model, not a curated record. The transcript is spliced from 5 exons. The coding region runs from base 674 to 2107 and encodes 477 amino acids. Gene Ontology annotation, biological process: regulation of transcription by RNA polymerase II.
CGCGCGUCACGACGCCAAAGUGCAUCCGGAAAGAACGGGCGAAGGAAAACGGAGAAUUCAGGGGUGGGCGGACAAGCGAAUUGGGGGGAAUAAGGCCAAAAUUUCGGGCUUCGCCGGCCGGCGUCUGUUGGUUUCGAAUGAUCGGAAUCCAUCACCAAACCAAUUGCGUAUUUGAUUACUGCGUAGUUGAGAUUAAACGACGUGUGCUUUAAGUGCAGGAACCUUUCGACCGAGGGAGGUAGUUUUCUGGUAUAUUUUUGGUCGCGGCGGGCAGACGAUUAAUUCUUUCGGAGCGAAUUCUCCUUGCGAAAUAAGUCCGGCCCAAAAAGUUGGCAAAGAUCGGACGAGAUUGAACCAAAUGCAUGUAAAACGCUCACGUUAAAUAAAAACUUUUGGCAGCGCGUAAAUAGUCACGACCGAUUAUUAGACUGCCGGCAAAUUCGUCGGGGGGAUUUCUUCUCCAGCCCGCUCCUCUGGCCCGCCAAUUUUUCGCCGGAUGCACUAAGCAAUCGAAGGUGUAGAGCAUUUGUUGUGGUUUAGCAAAAUGUUUCGCGAAUGUCGGAACGGUUACUUGCCGAAAAUCGCUUUGAAUUCGUUUGUGCAGAGUGAUCCGAGUUGUUUUGUGAACGAGUGGCAACUGAUCCAGCCAGUUCGGCCACGGGCGUAGCUGGCGAUGGGGAGUGAGCAAUAUUGCCUGCGCUGGAACAACCACCAGGCCAACCUGCUGCGCGUGUGCGCGCAACUGCUGCGCGACGAACGGCUGGUCGACGUGACGCUGGCUUGUGCCGACGAAGGUCGCUGCAUACGUGCGCACAAAGUCGUGCUCAGCGCUUGUUCUGCUUAUUUUCGCGCCCUCUUUGACGACUACCCCGCUCGCCACCCUAUCGUCAUCCUCAAGGACGUGCGUUUCGCGGAACUACGGACCCUCGUCGAGUUCAUGUACAAGGGCGAAGUGAGCGUCGAAUACGCACAGCUGAGCCAGCUCCUCAAAACGGCUGAAAGUCUGAAGGUUAAAGGCUUAGCUGAAAUGACGCGCGAAUACAAACCCGAACCACCUGAGCAAACGGAACCCGAAGAAUUAGUGAGUAGGAGGCCUGCACCACCGUCGCCAGAUGCAAGCGAACCCACACAAACUCGAGAUUCUCCCAUCGUUCCCACUCCGCCGUGCAAAUCGCCCGAUCGCAUCAUGACUGAACCUGCUGCCCUGAAACGAGCACCUUCGGAAAACGGUUCGCCGGAACCUCCUGGCAACAAUUUCGGCCCUCCUCUUCCAAUAACGCACCAGCAGCCGGUGAUUUGCAGGUCCUCGUCGCCUCCCAACUGUGAGCCCCUCCCGGGGCCUUCAAACAUGCCUCCAGUUCAACAAGUGCCCUUGAGUCUCAAAAAAGAAGUCGAUUGGGGAGGAGGGAUGGAUGAUAAAAAUUCAGGAGAGAGUUCAUCGGACUACUCUAGACUUCCACACGAUUCGGAGCGACUAGACGGUGGGGAUCAAGGAAGCACCUCACCGCCCCGCCUCUAUCCGUGCAUGUAUUGCGGAAAUUCGUUCCCACACCAGAGCAAACUGACUCGUCAUAUCCUGAGCCACAGUUUAGAGACGUUGAAAUAUCGGGAACAGCAGAGGCAACCGGUGACUGCGUCCACGCAACCUCCGCCCCACAUGGCCACGUUGCCUACGGAGUCGAUGAGUUUUAUGGAAUUUCGUGGGCCCGAACCACCCGAUCCCACGGAUCAACCACCCACCGGUAUGGUGGCUCCGAUGGAUUUGGACGAUGCGACAGCGUCGGGAGGUGCGGGCGGAGUAGUACUUUGCAAGUUUUGUGGUAAAUCGUUUCCGGACGUGGCGUCGCUGAUCUCGCACCUGCCCGCACACACAGGCGACCGACCUUUUAAGUGUGAGUUUUGUGGAAAAGCGUUUAAAUUGCGUCACCACAUGAAAGACCAUUGCCGGGUACAUACGGGUGAACGGCCAUUCAGGUGCGCACUCUGCGGGAAGACGUUUUCGCGAUCAACCAUACUCAAGGCGCACGAGAAGACGCAUUAUCCGAAAUACGUGCGCAAAUUUCUCUCGCCCAGUCCUCUCGAUACCGAGGAAGAGAGUCCUCAUUAGCCUUGCAGGGCUGUGGUGUGUCAAGUGUUCGCAACGGCGUUGCCAGAUUGUGGUGAAUUUCCAAACGGAUAAAACUGGUGCAACACUAUGUUUUUCGUUCUGUACAAGUAGAGGCGGCGUCUUUACGGCGAAAUUUCUUUUCAGUUGGAAGCAAGGUUUUGUCGAUAGCGCAUUCAAUAAUUGUACGGUACACCAAAAUCAUGAUAUGACGCCACAUAUUGCACGCUCUUAGAACAUUUCUAGAAAGCUCAGAGACUUUUUGAAAUUCAAUGUGCGAUUGAAAGUAGGAUCUUUUUGCCGAACGGCAGUUUCUGACAUCGCACGUAAAAACAUAUCGUUUACUUACCAUUUUAUCGGUUAAAUUUUCAUGUUAAUUUCGUUCGUCGCGUUCUCGACAAAAAGAUCCGAACAUUGCGUCGAAGCAAUCAAUUAACGAUGGUCAGGUGGAUACGGAACAGUUUUAUGUUUUUUAAGUUUAGUUGCGAGAUGUUGAAGAGCUGUGAUAGACUUAUAACUUAGUUUACGAUAGUGAAAUAUGAAUGACCUGACCACACUUCACGCGUUGUUAUUAGGAUUAGUGGUUAUUUAGUUACUGCAAAAGCCACGAGAUUGCUAAAUAGGUUUAGAGAAGUGGAUUUGAUGAUUACUUUCAUCAAUUUCGACUUGUUUGUCCUUUACUUUAUCCGCUUGCGAGCAUUCCACUGGUCUCCGUUCAUACCUUCGCAGUAUUAGAUGUACAGGGAACGAUAAACACAUUGAAUACGUUGCAGUAGAGGUGUGCGAUCACCUUUUACAAAAUUUCAAACCAUGAACUCCGCGAUUCUGUAAUUUUGUGGAUACGCCUCUACUGCAGCCUCCACUUUCAUGAUUUUAUUGAAAAUACCUUGCUUGGGAGUGCAUGCAAUAAUUGGGUCAAAAUAUUAUCAAUCAAAUGCGAUAAAGAAACUGCGACUUUUUUACAAUUCUAGCGUAAAAUACCAUGCUUCAAUAACUUUAUAUUCGGACGGCAAGCUAGAAUUACUUUUACAUUAUAGCUUCAAAAUGUUCGACCCGGACAUUUACGUUCAGUUACAAAUUGGGAAGAAACGAAUAUAAUUCCGUCUACAUCACUAUACGGGUGUUAUCUACAGCCAAAGGAACCCCACACCGGGUCAAUGAAAAUUUUAAUUGGUUAAAACUAACUAACGAGUUAUCUCGUUAAAUUAAUGGGUCUCUCUACUAAUUUAAUUUUAACAAAAAAAUAUUGAGCGAUUAAAUUAUGCAAACCUUGCGUUUUAAGAAAAACCAGUUCGUAUUCUUUUAAUUUUAUUUUCGGUAUCUAGCAGUGUGCUUAAAAUUUUGGGCGGUUUUGAGAGUUCAUUGCCAGGCUAGAUUCAAAAAACAAUUUUUAGCUAAUUAUUCAUGAUUUUUCUAAAGUAACAUCAAACUAUUCAUAAAGUGAGCUUUACAUGAACAGAUGAAUCGCUAUUUUUACCUUUUUGUUUCCAGUCGCAGCAUUCUAAAUCUAGUUCUCAAGUUGCUGCGGUUUUUUUAAUAAAAUCCGAUUGGUCAGACGGAUUCUGCAUCUUUGGGCAUGUGUAGGAACGUUGAUUACCGCAUAUUGGGGAAUAUAUAGCAAUAAUCAUUAUACAAAUACAUAGUAAAGUAAUAGCGUGUCGUACUCGCACUAUAUAGAGCGACGUUAUACAAACAAAUACCGAGUGUAGCGUACGAGUGUGAUAGAUUUAAACUUAUAAGCCAAGACUUGGGCACGCAACAGUUAUAUUUUUCGGUUAAGUAUAUCCUUUGAAGUUUUACCUUUUACCAUUUUUAGUAACUGCCAAGAAGCGAGUUAAAUUUUUUAGGUUAUCAAGUCUUUAUAAAUCUAUCACAAAAACUGUUAAUAUCAGCACCUAGAAACGCCUUAGUCAUAAGUUUGAAGUACUAUUUUUGUUUCCUACUUAAGAGAAUAUAUUUAUAAUAUUUUUAAUAGAGAAAUAUAUAUUAUAUUGUUGUAAAUAGUACGUGUAGUAAAUAAUAGAAAUAUUUAUUAACGAAAUACCCAUAUUUCGGGUUUGAUGAGGCGCGAGGCCAGUGCUCGAUAUAACUCGGACUGUAGACGGAUCCCAAUAGCAACUAACACUCAGUUUUAUAAUAUAGAAACAAACAUAUAUAGAUGAAUGCAAAAGAAUGUUUUAUAGCGGUUUUUACUACCAUCAUAUUUUAUAAGCUAAAGACAAACAACUAAGUAACUUCGUGUCGUUGCCUGGAAAAAAAUUUUGAGUGCCUCUACUAGAUAAAGGAGUCUGCCGGAACGCGAAGAACUUCCUUUCGUUUGCUUUUCAAUAUUCGAGUAACCAGUUAAUGUGACAGGGGUUGCAUUGCCACGUGGAAGAAUUUGCCGGUUCCCUAAAAAUCGGCUAUUUUUAAUUUUAGUGCAUUGAUAUAAUUCGUAUGUUUAGAACAUAAUCGUUGAAAAAAAUUGCAGAUAUAAUCUGUGAUAUAUCCUGUGAUGGGACGAAUUUGUGUUACUUUAUGCGGCUUGUGAUUUUAUAGUUACGUUUUUAAUUUCCAUGUACUUUUGUUUAAAAAAUCGUUUAAAACGUAUCCGCGGUCGGAAGUCAAAAUAGAGGAAAUGUUGUGGCCAAUCGCUCCCUACUACUUUUUGUUUUAUGCUAUCAUAUUAAUUAUUAAACAACUAUCCCACAUUUGCGCAACGAGUUCUGUUAGAGUAUUAAUGUUCCUAGUUGCGAUAGUCAGAAACCAAUUUUAUUACCUCGAUACUAAAAGCGUUUCUUCAUGUAUAAUUAAUAACAUACGUCCUUUAGUCAGUACUUACACACUCAUUACUAACCCCAUUUCGGUACCUACAAAUGCUAUAAAUAUAUUAAAAAGAAAAUAGAUAUCAAGUCUGGACGAAAUAAACUGUUAAUCGUGAUUUAAUAGUGAUUUUCUUUUUACAAAGGUUAGGAUUGUCAAGGACUGGACUCAGGUGAUCCUCAUAAUUUUCAAAACUCUAACCUUUUCGGCAUAUCACAAAGUCUCAUCGACACCCAUUAACAACAAGUAAUAGAAAGAGUGGAGGGAAUGGGAAAGAGAUAUGAAAGUAUCUUAAGUAUCAAAAGGACAAAUUUCUCUCUAGUUAAGUGCAGUAAGUAAGCUACUUAGUAACUUUUGGUUUGCAUAUUCAUUGCAAAAAGUUCAUACGAACGUUCAUAUUACAGGUGUUCAACAUAAAAAAAGGCUUUUUAAAAAAGCUUAACCCAAGUGGAAAAAUUUCUCCCCAGUUUUUUCCCAACCUGGAAUAAAUUUCCUGCAAUAUUUUUGACUUCCUAAAGCGGCGUUUCGUAAAUAAAUGAUAUAAUGUUGUAACAAUUUCGUGUUUGGGCAGAAGUUAGUAUAUUCAUAAUGAAAAAAUUGCUUUAAACAAUUUUAGACAACAGUUAUUAUUGAAAGAAUUACAGUAUAAGUCUAAUUCAGUGGUAGCUCAGGGUCACUCACUUCCGAAUACAAUAAAUAGAUAAAUAAAUACCUAGUUAUCAAAGAAACAAGGAAAUGUUUGUCAGAAUCUUAAUACCCUAUUCAUAUGCCGCUAGCUACCACCAAUAAUAUAAAUAAUUAGAGAGUCGCCCCGUUGUAACGAUUUCUAGAGAAUCUUUUCUUAACCAGUUAUUGUUUCCUUAAAGGGCAUAUGAAUUGUAAAGCCUUAUAAUAUAGAUUCCAGAACAAACAUUUCGCUUGUUUUUCACCGAACUGUUAAAGUUUUUACAGAGCAUAUUAAGCCAUAUAGCACUGGAAUAAUUUACAGAUUUUUUAUGUAUAAUUUUGCCGAGUGCCAACUACCAAACUGUUAGUGAGGUUAAGUUUUACUCAUCAGCAGAACUACUAUCAUCCGGAGUUGCGCGGAUUUCUAUACCACCCAAACGGAGCCUGCGGCCGUAUCAAAAAGUGUGAAGGCAACUAAAUAACAUAAAUUGAUAAGUGGAAAAUAAAACAAACGCAGAAUUUGCAAAAAUAUCCAAAAAAUUACACCAACAGUUUUUAUAGUUAAGUUCUAUAAAAACGUUAGAAAUUUGAAUUUUCACGUCCAUGUUCAAACCUCUGCAAAGUUACAAGAAAACGUACACUCUCUGAGAAAUUAAUGUGAUAACAUUUUUUCUUAGUCUGGAUUAUACAGUCCAUUCGGCAAUAAAAACAUUUUAAAGUAAUAUAAUGUUGUUUGCAAAAAAUGUAACUAUACGGUACUAAUCCGUAUGCUUUCUUCUACAUCGACAAAAAAUUAUUUAUCAGAAAAAAAUUGUUAAAAUUAAAAUUAAAAUACACGGAAACACAACAAAUUGAAGUUUUGCGAUACGAAAAAAAGUGAUAAAUUUAUACCAUUAUUUUCUCAGACAAUGCGUCACUAUUUUCGUAAAAGUAGUAGAACAUGGUAAUGGGCGCGCUGUAAUAUGUCGAGUUGAACUGAAAAUAUACGAAUAACUUUCAGAAAAAUACAUUAUAGGACUGCAGUGUUUUUAUUCAUUUAAAUGUUCCUACAAAUAGAAUACCUGUGUUAAUAUUGUUACUAUGGAAACGUUAGCUAAUCUUAAAUAUUAUUUCAUAGUAGUUAAAACAGAUUUUUUUAUUGUAUCAUAUUAACAGUUAACAGUUUCACUUAAACUAGUACUUAAUUAACAUAUAUUACUUUUACUCAAAUACAAUGCUUAGAUAUUGCUUUAAUAAAUUCUGUGGAGGGCUUGUUCUGCAGCCGAAUUUAGGAUUAGUUUUCUUAUUAUGUGUUAUUUGUUUUUAUGUGUUAAUAGUCGACUGAUCGGGAUAUUCGGAUUAUCAAAUCAUUAACCAACUUUCAAGAGUUUCUUUCCAUUUUCAAAAAGAUUAUUAAUACAUAUAUGUUUUUCCGUGUAUUAAAAAAUAUUUUUGUUACGCCUUUCCAUUUUCUAGGAUUUCUGCAAACUCACUACCCGCACACCCAACAAGUAACAAAUAUAAAUUUCAUAAUAUAACUCCGAUCGGUCGAUUAACCAAAAAAAGCAAUAGCUUUUGUAAGUUCCUGAGUUUAUCUUAAAUGGGCCAUUACCCUACGAAAAUAUGUUAUAAUGGUGAUUAAUUAAUUAUCAACACUGCAGUGGCAUUUUACCUUUGGAAAUCAUAAUCGGUGUCGAGCAUUGUUCGAAGAUUCCGUUGUUCCAUCCUAACCUAUUCUAUAUCGCAAAAGCAUUAAUAUUCGACAAGAUAACCUGCACAUCUCAGUAAAAAUAAUUUUGCUAACCAUUAAAAAUCAAGUAUUGGAAAACAUCAUUUAAAAGUCACGCGAUUAGAAGCGAGUAAUGCUUUUUUAUAUUUUCCCCUCUAAUAGAUUAUGCGUCACGUAACGCAGCUAUGCUUAAUUUUCAACUUGGAAUUUAUUUUCACAUGCUUUUCUAUGAAGCAUGCUGUAUUCCAUGACUUAAUGCGCUGAAAGUAAUAUAGAUAUCAAAAUCAUAACGUUUCUUUAAUUAUUCAAACUCGUUCCAGCGAUACUGUUUUUUUGUUAAUUUCAUAUCCGCCUGUUCUUUUCUUUUCUUAAAUAUGUUUUGCAAUAUUGCCUGCAAUGCUUAUAUUGUCAUAAAAUGCAUAUCAUAGUUGUAAAAAUCCUUUUUUGACAAAUAAAAGAUCUGUAAAUACUUCACCUUGUGUUUACGUUUUUAACACCGCCCUUAUUUUUUUUUAGACCUUGGUUCUUGUGUUAGUGAAAUUGGUUUAUGCCAUGCAUAUACUAAUGGCGAUAAACGGAGUCGUUCGUAUUUAUUUUUUACAUUGAAAAAGAACAUUUAAUAAUAAUAAGUGCGACACAAUUUCGUGAUUAUUCUGGACUAACUGGUUAACACACACCAGCAAGUCCAUUAAGUCAUUGUUUCACACGGAUCUGGAUUCGUGCUACCCUCGUAAGUGUACACUUUAUAUAGGCGAUUAUUUGUUACUAGCUGCGAGUUAAUAGUAAGAGUUUGGUCAAAAACAUUCAUUAUUGUGAGAGAAAAAAGAAAUUUUUACAAGUUAUGGAAAAAAUAUUCGCUUUAAUACUACUAAAAUCACGCGCUGUUUUGAUAAAGUGUUUAAUAGUCGGGAAGGGAGGUCAAGGAAGUUUUUUUCAUUAAAUAAAAAAAACGUUCAUAUGAUGUAUAUCUAUCCUUGCUAAAAGGUACAAUUUGGAAUAUUAAAUGCUAAAUUGUAUAUAAGUAACCGGAGUCACACGAAAAACGAAAAAAAGUAAAAGGGGGUGGGGGGAAUAGGUCAGAAAAAAAGUAGAAAUUGAAAUAGAGUAGAAAAUGAGUUUUGCAAUUUGGAUCGGAUUACUGUGAUUCCGGUCAAUGUGUUGCUUAAUACAUUGUUGUGUUUUGCGAAAUUGUCGAUUUAAUUAAUUUAAAACAUAAAAAACUCACUUAAGUAAACUUACCAAACCAUAUCAAUACGCCAACAUUAAAAUCAGUAUGCAGCCAGCAAGGAUUUUGUGAGGCAAAAUUCAUUCAUUUACAGUCGUAACGGGGAAUGUUUUCUUUGCCGUAUACGUUACUGAUAUCUUCACCGGUAAAUUCUUAUAAAUUUUUUAUUGUUAUAAUUUAUCAAGUAUCUCAAUUGGUAUGUGCUUUUUUCCAUUUUUUUAAGAUUUAGAUUAUUAUAAAUUUUGUUUUAUACAAAUAUUUAGGAAAUUUAUUUGGUCAUCAAAUAAAAUGUUAAUGAUUUCAAUAAGAAUGAUAACGGUUAAUUAAAAAGUCACGAUAACACCCCAUUUUCUGAUUUAUAUAAAUGAGCGAGAGAAAGACAAAAAGCCUAUUACUACUCGUCUUUCUCUAUUGUAAAAUUUUCCUUACUUUCCUUUCAUUUUCUAUCACGGCGUUUCCAUUCCAGUUCACCGAGUUCACCUGUCAAAAUAAAUAAUUUAAUACCUGCCUAAAGAUGUUAUUACUGACUGCUAUAUAUUGGACUCCUAAGUUUUAAAUAUAUCAACAAUUUUUACUCUGUUUUGGUCUCCUUUAGACAAUAAGCUCAUUGGCUUUAUAAAUAAAAUUCAC